CCGCACGCGUCGUAGAUCAGCACGAUGCGCCAACAACGUCGGGCUCUCGUGCGCUCUCUGGAGGGAUCCAUGUCGACUCCAUCAUCACUCUCACCAGCGCUGGCCUUGGUUACUGUGUGCUCCGGAUUCCCGACGUCUUCACGCAACUGCAUGUCUCACCUUGAUUCGUUGACAUCACCCUUCUAAUAGUCAUCAGGCCAGUCGUUGCCCAUGCGCCAUCAUAGGAUCCUUCGCGACCCCAUCUAACCCACUCGCUGCGGCUACAAAGCUAAGGAUGGCGGAGCGACAAGGCGCAGCGCAGGACGACAGCUUCUUCAACGACCUAUCUCAGCAACACGCGAACGCCCCCUCCUACGAUGCAGCCGAGCGACCGGCCGAGCGACGUGGUUCGCAAGAAGGACAAGGCGACAACGGCCAGGUACCGAAGCCGAAGCGCAUAGCAUGCGUGCUGUGUAGGAAGCGCAAGUUGAAAUGCGAUGGCACCAAACCCUCCUGCGGCACCUGUGCCCGAUUGCAGCAUGAUUGCUCCUACGACGAGGUGCGAAAGAAGUCCGGACCCAAAAGGGGCUAUGUGAAAGCCCUAGAGGCGAGGUUGGCGCAGGUAGAGACACUUUUGAAGACACAGGAUGAGCCGCCCGUGGCUGCGCCAAACGGACGAAAGAGCACGCUUCCAGACUACGAUCGUACUGGCUUAGGAACCAAUUACGCGGCACAGGCUGGACGCACGAUGGCGCAACGCGACAUGCCUUCUCAGACGCAACAAGACAACCCAAUGCUGGGUGCAGCUACAGUAGAUGAUCAAAAUGCUUCUUUUGAAGACCAAUUCCCUUGGGAGAUGAUCGGACUGGGUCUGGAAGAGCCGCUGCCCACCCAAGAUGUGAUUGACGAGUUGAACCAAGUGUACUUCGAGAAAGUGCAUCCGUCCUUGCCCAUGAUACACCGACCACGAUACUAUGCCGCCAUGAACCUCGCGCCGCACAUGAGACCGCCCAUAUGCUUACGAUAUGCAAUGUGGGCGAGUGCCGCUGCAGUCACGGACAAAUACGAAGCUCUGCAAGAGCACUUUUACCAACGAGCACGAAAGUAUAUUCAGCAAGACGAAAUGAAAGGCCAUGGCGAGAGCUUGAUCACUGUCGCACAUUGUCAGGCCUGGGCCUUGUUGGCUACUCACGAGUUCAAACUUAUGUAUUUCCCCAGAGCAUGGAUGUCUUCUGGCCGUGCUUCCCGUAUGGCUCUCAUGAUGGGACUUCACAGAAUGGACGGAAAUGGCCUGGAUGUGAAACAGUGCUUGUCACCGCCCAAAGAUUGGACCGAGAGAGAAGAGAGGCGUAGGACGUUCUGGAUGUGCUUUUGCAUUGACCGUUAUAGCUCAAUAGGGACCGGCUGGCCCAUGGCGAUCGAAGAACGCGACAUUUUGACCAACCUGCCGGCAGACGAGGACGCGUACGAUUUGAGCAGACCGGCGAGGACAACUUCACUUCCUGAAGCCCUGGAGCCCCAUGCGACCUCGACUCUGACUCCCUUUGCAGGAGUAGUCGUUAUGGCAUGUCUGUUCGGCAAGAACUUGACUCAUUUGCACCGGCCCGAUGCGGAUGAUCGCGAAGGUGAUCUCGACGGCAACUUUUGGAAACGACACAGAAGCAUUGAAAAUAUGCUACUAAACAUAGCUCUGAGCCUGCCGGAUUCCUUGCGCUUACCUGCAGGUCUCAAUAACGCCAACACAGUCUUCGUGAACAUGAACAUACACACCUCAACCAUCUGCUUGCACCAAGCAGCUAUCUUCAAAGCUGAGAAGAAUCGGAUGCCUCCACGGAUUGCGGCCGAGUGCAAAGUUCGAUGUGUGACUGCGGCCGCUGAAAUCGCCAACAUAAUGCGACAGAUCUCACAUCUCGAUCUCGCUGCUACGAACGCUUUCGUGCCAUUCUGCCUUUACGUGGCGGCUCGCGUUUUUGUACAGUAUCUAAAAGCUCGAUCAAAUGACGCACAGGUCAGAGCGAGUCUGCAGUUCCUGCUGUCGGCCAUGCACGCCAUAAAACGAAAGAACCCGCUCACGGAAUCUUUCUUGGUUCAAUUGGACAUCGACUUGGAAGGUGCUAGGCUUCAGGACCUCAGACAACUUCGAGCACAAGUUCCAUUGAAAAACGACGCGCCAUAUCGAUCACCUAGCUGCGCUCAAAUGGGAUUGCCGCCCAACUCGACUGCUCGUCCGACGUUUGGUGACCAUGGCCUCGCGGUGUAUCAAACUCCAGUCAUGUCCCAGCAGUCGCACUCUCCAGAGGUCAGCGACAUGAACAAUGGCGGGAAUGGUAGAUUUGUCAAUGGGUCCAACGCGCAACACUUUGAACUCCCGAAUCGGCAACGAAGUACACCUGGCUCGAUAAGUGGCUCCACCAUGUAUCCAAGUCCGAAUCACGGUCUCGUCGUGGAGAUGGACACGAGUCCCGAUGCCAGCGGUGAUCAGAGGACGCCGGGCUCGAGCACGCACUCCCAUCACAACGGAACAUCAUCGACUUCAUAUUCACCGCAGCACCAAUCGAUGCACAACAAUGGGAUGCACACGGAUUCAGCUCAAAUGCCUGCGUCUUUAGCGGACUUUGAUUUGAGCACACUAGCAGGUUCGACGUAUACGGCUCAACAGUCAGGUGGUUUCGCGCAAAACUGGACAGACAAUGUGAAUACGGGCAUGACACCAGGAGGCAUGGGCACUGGUAUGACAACCGAUGGUAUCAAUGACAUAAUGAACGGAAUGACUGAUUCGGAUUGGACGGUCAUGUUGGAGUCGUUGGCCAACAACGGCUGGGAGACGGGAAUGGCCAAUCCUCCGUCGAUGAUGGAGACAACAGCGAGACGAGGUUAAUGAUCAGCAUCACAGCGGACUUGAGGUAUAGCUGGCACUUGGCCAACUGGCUGGUGCGUCUGGAGGUUGUAGCCUCGAUGUGCCAAAUAGAUACCCAUUUUCACUCCUCUCGACUGAGCAGUAUGAGGCGUAUCGCGC
Messenger RNA from Cercospora beticola, 2995 nucleotides. RefSeq lists its product as uncharacterized. Lineage: Eukaryota; Fungi; Ascomycota; Dothideomycetes; Mycosphaerellales; Mycosphaerellaceae. Gene Ontology annotation, cellular component: nucleus. Gene Ontology annotation, molecular function: zinc ion binding; DNA-binding transcription factor activity, RNA polymerase II-specific; DNA binding. Gene Ontology annotation, biological process: regulation of DNA-templated transcription; DNA-templated transcription. The record is from RefSeq and is a predicted model, not a curated record.